GGCAACCAACGAUGUUGCAGCUGUGUGUGUAUCUGUUUGCUGUGCUCCUGACUGAAUCAGCCGCUUACAAAUGUUGCCCUCCUCAGAGAUGGAAAGCCAAAACGUUCUUCACCAGUCUAGAACUAAACAACAACUGGCCAAACUUUCUUUGGCAAAAUGGAGAAUUCUACCAAGACGCUACCAAUGAGAGAAGUGUUGAGGUUUUCGAAAACCGAUACCAUGGAACUGUAAAACAUUUGAAAAUCAUCUCAGAUUAUAAGACUAAGCUAAGGUACAGAGUCAACUCAGACAAGAACAUAUGUUCUGUGGAAUAUAACAACGAGCCAUUCCAUACCUACUGUAUACCAGACUCUGCCACGAACAGGUUUCAGGUGAAACUGGGUUUUGGAGAUAACUCCCUCGAAGCAACUGCUUAUUAUGAUGAAAGUAACCUUCAGAAUGGCAAAUACCAAAUAGGGUCAUGGUACUUCGUCAAUGAAGCAUGCAUUCCUGUUCAAGGUGACAAAAUUGGUCUGGACAAGAAGUCGUUUCUCGACACCACGAUCAUCGCAUCAAUCACUACCGGCUUUGAUGACUCAAUCUUCGAUAUUCCAUCGAUCUGCCCCACCGUUGUCCCUCCGAUGGAAAGGAAGUCGACGAACUUCUUUGAUGUCAUCCGUUACAAGGCCGCCAUUGAGAAGCUGUAAGGAAACACUUUUGUAAGCGUCACAGCCGAUAUGGAGAAAUGUGUUGAUUGAUGCACAUGAUUCUCUCAUCUUCCCUAGGCAAGGGAAUUAACUGACUAUAACAGUCCAGUUUCCAUCCUUGCCGAAUUUCUGUGCUCGAUCGUAGCGCCACCAGUGGUUAUUACGAGUUUUGUCCCUUCUAUGCCCCUCCUAUUGACCAAUCAGAUUCCGCCUCUUGGAUCACGUGCAUUUGCAUCAAACAAAAUGGCGUCGCCCAGCAAAGACGAUCUGAUCAAUAAUCAAGAUCUAUAUCGUGAUAAAACGUGUCUUACAUCGCGAAGUGCAUCAAAGCACGUGAGCACCUUGAUUAAAAACAUGAAAAGAUUUGGAAAAUAUCUGUUGACGCACAUACUUUGCAAAUCCUGCAAUCGACCGAAAUUGAACGGCAGUUUACGAGCCGGAUUUCGAUUUCCUUACCACCAUUUUGAUUUUGAGCUAUGCAUAGACUCGUUAGCCGAAAUAUAACUCUAUAAUACCAGCCUAGUUCGGCAAGUGUGGAAACUGGACUGUUAAAGGCAGUUAACUCUCUUGUCUCGGGAGGAUGGAUUCUCCAUACAGGUUGUGAUCUGGCCGGCUGCCAAUGCCCACAUUCCCGUCUGUCCCUUGCUGAAUAAACUGUUAACCAUUGUCGAUAUCACA
Haliotis rufescens (red abalone) is the source of this 1364-nucleotide messenger RNA. RefSeq lists its product as uncharacterized. Gene Ontology annotation, molecular function: calcium ion binding. The transcript has 6 exons. Gene Ontology annotation, biological process: cell-matrix adhesion. The record is from RefSeq and is a predicted model, not a curated record. Gene Ontology annotation, cellular component: lysosome; extracellular region. The coding region runs from base 12 to 686 and encodes 224 amino acids. NCBI's taxonomy places the organism in Eukaryota, Metazoa, Mollusca, Gastropoda, Lepetellida, Haliotidae.